This is a messenger RNA of Cokeromyces recurvatus, 762 nucleotides long. Its product is annotated as SBDS protein C-terminal domain-containing protein. The coding region runs from base 1 to 762 and encodes 253 amino acids. The transcript is spliced from 4 exons. The record is from RefSeq and is a predicted model, not a curated record. NCBI's taxonomy places the organism in Eukaryota, Fungi, Mucoromycota, Mucoromycetes, Mucorales, Mucoraceae. Gene Ontology annotation, biological process: ribosome biogenesis; cytosolic ribosome assembly.
AUGGUUAUUCAACAACCCAAUUCACAAAUCAAACUUACGAAUGUUUCUGUUGUUCGACUUCGUAAAGGUGGAAAGCGAUUUGAAUUGGCUUGCUAUAAAAAUAAAGUCAUGGAAUGGCGUACUAAUGUAGAAACAGAUUUAGAUGAAGUUUUACAGAUUCAUAAUGUCUUUUUUAACGUAUCAAAGGGACAAGUAUCAAGUAAAGAAGAUUUAAAGAAAUGUUUUAAAACAGAAGACAUGGAUAAAGUUAUUCAAGAAAUUUUAAAGAAAGGGGAGCUUCAAGUAGCUGAAAAGGAAAGAACAGACCAACUAGAGACAACUUGGAAAGAUAUUGCUAACAUUGUGACCGAUAAUUGUGUUAAUCCUCAAACAAAACGUCCUUAUACAGUGACAAUGAUUGAAAAAGCCAUGCAGGACCUCCAUUUGAGUGUGAAUCCUAAACGUAGUACAAAAUCACAAGCUUUAGAUGUUAUUAAGCAACUACAAGAAAAACAAAUUCUACCUAUUCAAAGAGCACAAAUGAAAGUCAGAAUUACACUUCUUCAGUCAAAAGAAUCAAAGAAAUUACGUGAAAAGAUUUUAACUUUAGUUACAUCUAUUGAAGAUGAAGAUUCAAAUUCUACCGAAAUUGAAUUGAUUGCUUUGAUUGAUCCGGGUAAAUAUCGUUCUAUUAAUGAUUUAUUACAAAAUGAAUCAAAAGGAAAAGGACAGCUGGAAAUCAUGAAUUUAAGAGAAAAAGAAGAAGGAGAUGAAAAGUUUUAA